This is a messenger RNA of Pezoporus occidentalis (night parrot), 1174 nucleotides long. Its product is annotated as DNA polymerase delta catalytic subunit-like. Gene Ontology annotation, cellular component: delta DNA polymerase complex. The transcript is spliced from 9 exons. Gene Ontology annotation, biological process: DNA-templated DNA replication; base-excision repair, gap-filling; nucleotide-excision repair, DNA gap filling. Gene Ontology annotation, molecular function: 3'-5'-DNA exonuclease activity; DNA binding; DNA-directed DNA polymerase activity. The annotation marks the transcript as partial. The record is from RefSeq and is a predicted model, not a curated record. NCBI's taxonomy places the organism in Eukaryota, Metazoa, Chordata, Aves, Psittaciformes, Psittacidae.
AUGUCUCUCUAUGGGUCUCUCUGGCGCCGCAGGGUGAAGCAGGCGCUGGCGCAGGAGCAGGACGCGGCGCGGUGCCAGGUGCUGCAGGGCCGCCAGGGGGCGCUCAAGGUCAGCGCCAACUCCGUGUACGGCUUCACCGGGGCGCAGGCGGGGCGGCUGCCGUGCCUGGAGGUCAGCCAGAGCGUGACGGCCUUCGGGCGCCAGAUGAUCGAGCGCACGAAGCAGCUGGUGGAGGCCCGGUACUGCCUGGCCCAGGGCUUCCCGGCCGAUGCCAAGGUGAUCUAUGGGGACACGGACUCGGUCAUGUGCCGCCUGGGGGUGCCCACGGUGCCCGAGGCCAUGGCCAUGGGGCGCGAGGUGGCGGCCUGGGUGUCCGAGCACUUCCCCGCCCCCAUCCAGCUCCAGUUCGAGAAGGUGUACUGCCCCUACCUGCUCAUCAGCAAGAAGCGCUACGCCGGGCUCUGUUUCCCGUCGUGCCCCACGGCGGCGCCCGCGCUGGACUGCAAGGGGCUGGAGGCGGUGCGCAGGGACAACUGCCCCCUGGCGGCCAGGCUCGUCACGGCGUGUCUGCGCCGCAUCCUGCUGCACCGGGACCCCGCGGGCGCGGUGCUGCACGCGCAGGAGGUGAUCUCGGACCUGCUCUGUGACCGCCUGGACCUCUCCCAGCUCGUGAUCACCAAGGAGCUGACCCGCGCCGCACGCGACUACGCCGCCCCCCAGCCCCACGUCAGCCUGGCCCAGAGGAUGCGGCAGCGGGACCCCGGCAGCGCCCCGGCCCUGGGGGACCGCGUCCCCUACGUCAUCGUCACCGGGGCCAAGGGGGCGGCCGCCUACACCAGGUCCGAGGACCCGCUGUACGCGCUGGAGCACAACCUGCCCAUCGACAGCCGCUAUUACCUGGAGCAGCAGCUGGGGAAGCCGCUGCUCAGGAUCUUCGAGCCCAUCCUGGGCGAGGGCCGCGCCGAGAGCGUCCUGCUCCGGGGCGCUCACACCCGUUCCAAGACGCUGCUGACGGCGCAGGUCGGGGGCGGGGUCUUGGCCUUCGCCACGCGGCGCAGCACGUGCGUGGGCUGCCGGGCCGUACUACAGCAGCACGGAGCCGUCUGUGAUUUCUGCCGCCAGCGCGAGGCUGAGCUCUACCAGAAGGAGGUGAUGGGGGGGGGGCCUAUAGGGG